Molecule: messenger RNA, 1254 nt
Organism: Botrytis sinoallii
Lineage: Eukaryota; Fungi; Ascomycota; Leotiomycetes; Helotiales; Sclerotiniaceae
Exons: 3
Coding region: 1-1254 (417 amino acids)
Source: RefSeq, a predicted model, not a curated record
AUGUUACUCCUUCUAGCUGCCUUUGCAGCAACAGCAGCCGCUCAAGCCAUCAAUGGCACCUGUCCAAUUCCAUUAUCACAACAGCGCACCGAUCUCACCACCAUUGGACGAUGUUCCGCCGAUUUGGAUGUCAUCGGGCCAGGAUUGGAAGCCGUUCAUGAAUACGUACGGGCUCCCACGGGAUUAGGUUUGGAUCCAGAUGGCAAUAUCUUCUUCACCUAUGCACGCAAUAUGGAGCCACAAAACUGGACUCUUACAAAAGCUACAGGCUUUAAUAGUGAAGCUCCUUGGCCAUCAGCUGAAUGGCAAAAUUGUGCUGCGGGCCAAAAUGCUUCAGAGUGCUUUGUCAACGUGCAGAAUGUAGUUUUGGAUGCGGAAGGCACGUUUUGGGUUAUUGAUAGUGGAGUUCCUAAUGGAGCUUCCCACCCCACAACCUAUGGAGCUAAAAUUAUGGCAUUCAACUACACUACCGGAGAGCUAAUCCGUAACUACAUCUAUCCACCUGAGCUUUACUAUGCCAAGAUCCAAUUGAACGAUAUCAAAGUCAACAAUACACUCGGUACCGCCGGAUAUGCAUUCGUUACCGAGGAUUCGGCAUACGGUUCUAUCACAACUAUAGACCUCGAUACUGGAGCUACCAUUAGACAUCUCUUCAACAGUACCUUCACCACUCCUGACCCACAUUUCAUCUCCAUGUACAAUGGAGAAGUCAUCAGAAACUGGGCCGGCACUACCUCUUCAAAUCUCAACUCUGGAACUAACGGUAUUGCAUUGACCGGGGGUAAUGUCUAUUGGGGUGUCAAGGCUUCUAACCACUGGUACUUUGCGUCUCAAGAAGCUUUCAUCUCUAACUUGACAGACGCAGAGAUCGAAGCUGUGGUCCAAAAUCCUGGAAACUUCCCAUCUGAGCAAGCUGGAUUUACGGCUGAUGACCGUGGAAGAGUAUACAUCUGUGCUUCUGCUCAAAACGCUAUUCUCUACGCCGACACUCUUCAAUCCGAAGUCACCGAUGAGGUGAACGGGGUUCCAGCCGGUGGCGAAGGCAUGGUAGCAGCUGCGAACUAUAACCUCAAGACCCUCGUCCGUGGUGGUCAAGUACAGGCUGCUGAUACAAUGGCCAUCUUGGAUGGAUGGCUAUACUUUACUACCAAUCAACAAGGACUCGCUCCUGGUAGACAGUAUAAGAAUAUUGAUAAACGAAGAGGUCCUUUCAGAAGUUAUCGCACCUGGAUUGGAAGAGGACCUGCUGUUUAA